Quercus robur (English oak) is the source of this 2467-nucleotide messenger RNA. RefSeq lists its product as uncharacterized. The transcript has 20 exons. The record is from RefSeq and is a predicted model, not a curated record. The coding region runs from base 159 to 2285 and encodes 708 amino acids. NCBI's taxonomy places the organism in Eukaryota, Viridiplantae, Streptophyta, Magnoliopsida, Fagales, Fagaceae.
UCACUGAGCAAAGAGAAUAUAAAGCCAAAAAAGCGUACCAUUUUAUAUAUUCUCUUGUGAAUCUGUGAUCUUCACUUCCCAUUCUCUCCCAAAUUUCUCACUUCUUUUUCUCACACACUCUAUACAUAGAACGAACCAGUGAGAGAGAUUCACUCACCAUGCCUAGGGUUGGGUCCGAGACACCAGCGCCGAGCUCUUCUUCAUCAAUGGCGUCUACGAUCAAAGCCUACUCUGUGCCUCUCAUUCUCUUCGUCGCCGCUAUGUUUUACCAGCUCUUCGUCAUUCCUAAGUCCUUUCCUGUCUCUCAUUACGAUGUUUUGGGAAUUAAGAGGUACAGUUCUAUUGCUGUUGCGAAGGAAGCCUAUGAGAAGAUUUCAAGCAAGUGGAAUUCAGGUAAUGAAGUUCCCAGUAAUGAUGAUUUUAUAAAGAUUCAAUAUGCUUAUGAGUUUCUGACAAAUCCUUCAUGGAAAAGUAACUACGACAUAUUUGGCAUCGAUGAGUAUAUUCAUGUUAUUGACAAGGUCAAAGGGAAAUAUGCUGGUGAAAGUUUUUCAAAAAUAAAACUUCCUCUGCUAGAUGCUACUGUUUCCGUUCCCGAAGAUGUUAGUCUUAAUGUCAUCACCUACAAGGAUUUCGAGCCUAUUUUAAAGGACACACGCCCUUCUCUAAUUCAGGUGUUUUCAUUUGGGAGCAAACGCUGUGCUCAAUUUUUGGCUGUCUGGAAAAGAAUUGUAUUUUUGUUGGACGGAGUAGCAAAUACCGGUAGGGUGGAGCUUGGUGACCUUCAACUUGCAGCAUACUUUGCUGAGAAAAAGCCAACAGGUCAACCUUUCUUUAGGAAUGGCCUUCCUUCACUCGUUGCAUUUCCCCCUGAUUGCAAAACUGCAGAUUGUGUUAUACAUUUUGAUGGGGAGCUGUCAGUAGAUGCAGUUACAGAUUGGUUUUCUACAACAAUACUUGGUUUACCUCGAAUUCUUUACUACUCAAGGGACACACUGGUACCAAAAUUUCUGUCAAAAAGUAGUCCUCAUAAGGUAAGAGUCAUUUUCUUCUCAAAAACAGGGGAGCGUGCUGCUCCAUUUGUACGUCAAGCUGCUCAAAGUUAUUGGGCAUAUGCCUCUUUUGCAUUUGUACUAUGGCAAGAAGAAGAUUCUUCCUUUUGGUGGAACGGGUUAGGAGUGGAGUCCGCACCUGCCAUAGUUUUUUUGAAAGAUCCGGGUCUCAAACCUGUUGUUUACCAUGGUUCGGUUAACAGUUCGCGGUUUUCAACUAUUAUGGAACAGAAUAAGCAGCAAGAGCUUCCUCAACUAAGGAGUGUGACAUCAAUGGAGCUGGGUUGUGAUGCACAUGGCUAUUCUCGUGCUGGAGUGGAUACCACAACUUGGUACUGUGCUGUUCUGGCAGGAAGGCUUGGCCCUGAACUUGACAAAAUGCGUGAAACCAUGCGCAGGGUUCAAGAAUUGUUGUCCAAUGAUGGUGAUUUAAAGGAAGCAGAUAAAGUUGAAUCCUUCUCACCUGCUGCAGCAGCUCUAAAUAGUAGGCGAUUAACUUUUGUUUGGCUUGAUGGGGAAGCCCAAAAGAAAUACUGCUACUUCUGCCUCCAUAGUGGUAAUAGCUCUGAAUCUAUCUAUGACACUUGUGGACCAAGGAGAGACAUGGCUGAUGUACCUCGGAUAUUUAUUGUGCGUUACAAAAGAAAUUUUACCGAAGAGAAUUUGAAAGUUGAGGCAAAGCCAAAAGGCAUAUGGGAUACUAUGAAAGGUGAUGAUGUGGCUCCUGCUUCACAGCUUGUGGCAAGAUACAGUGGUUCGGAUGAUAGUUUACAGAUUAUCGAAUGGAUCUCAAACAUAAUCAAAGAUGGUGACUCCAGGGAUCUGCCCUCAUUUAGAACUAAAACUCCUGAGCUUGUUCCGGAGGAUGCAGAUCCUAUUUGGGUUAGAGGAGCCCAAAAAGUACUUUCAAAAAUCACAUUAAAGCAAAGGAUUCAUGGCAUCAUAAGGGGAAUCUAUGAUCGUUUGGGAGAUCCAAGGAAUGGUCCAUAUUUGCUUCUUGGGGCAUUAAUGUCUUUUGGUGCCAUCUGGCUGCGAAGGAGUCGACCAACUCCUCCAAGCCAGUCAAAUCAACCAAGUCAACCAAGUCAGCCAGCAAAUGAUGAAAGUAGACCAAAAAGGAGAGGCAGGGCUAGAGCAGCGUCAAACAAAGAUAAACCUCCUUCCAUGACUGACGUGGAUCCAAAAGAUGCAUUCCAGAUGCCGUUUUCUGAUUCUGACUCAAACUCUGAGUAGUAGAUGCUGCUUAGGAAAUGGAAUUUUUUUUAAGUAUGAUUGUUAAUUUUGUAAGCAUUAGUAACAGUAGAAAAUUAUAGAUGUUUUAUGAUAUGAUUAUGAGAACAACUCAUACCUCACAUGUUUAUAAGUUUUAGACAAAUAUAUCUAACUUCCAGGGGCAAUUGAACUUUUAUUGGAAA